Molecule: messenger RNA, 2427 nt
Organism: Eimeria acervulina
Lineage: Eukaryota; Apicomplexa; Conoidasida; Eucoccidiorida; Eimeriidae
Exons: 1
Coding region: 1-2427 (808 amino acids)
Source: RefSeq, a predicted model, not a curated record
AUGCAGAACUCCGGACAGGGUGUAGCGUGCGCUCCGCCGAUACACGCCCAGCCGAGCAGCACAGUGGCUGAUGCCGUGGCGUUGCACUUCACUGAGGAACGUUCCGUGUGGAGUAGUGAGAUGCCAAAACCAUACAAUCCUCGCCCUCAUGGCUCUUCCUCCCUCUUCAGGGUAAAGGGACGCCGUGGCCAUCCCCGCUUCCACUUGCAUCCUAGGAGUUGUGCAGCCCUGGCUGCCGUUGUCACGGCAUACUUACUGCUGCGUUGCUCCUUGCAGUUCUGGGCCUCAACAAAGCGUAGUGAGCCUAAAAGCAUCCCGCGGUCCCUUUCCGUUGUUAAAGAGGAGGGGAAAGACCCAGAGGGUCCCUGUGUUCCUUGGGGGGUGGGAGAGUCUACACUUCCUGCAGUAGGAGGCGAACAUCUUGAUGGAAAACAAGUGCUUGAGCGCGCGAAACUUUACACAGUUGGUGUGGGUGAAGCUUUGCAAGAGAGCAGGAGUGUGCUUCUUCAGGUUCCUGGGCAUUAUUGUGUGAAGGCCUUCUCGAACAUGUUGCGUUUGGGCGUGUUGGAGCUGGCUGCACAAUGUUCGUUGCUGGAGCCGAGCCAGCGGCACCAUGUGGAGUCUGCAGCAGACGUCGCUGGACUGGCGGUAGCUCUAUUCACCUCAGAUAUAAUCUCUAGGGGUUUGGGCCGCGCUAGCCUGCGUCACUUCAAGCGCGUGCGUCAAAUGCUGCGGCAGUUGCCGAAAAUGGACUUUGAGGGGACACGCAUGUCUCCCGCCGACCGUCUGACAAAACUUGCUCAGCUGAUUUCGUUGCAAGAGGUAGCACUGGCACAGUUGAAUUUGGGUAUGCAGUCGUUGGUUAGCUGUUGCCAACAGGAGGGAGAAUCAAUUCAGGAAGACGUUGCAACGAUGUAUGUGGAUGCGAUGCACCAGACAGCCACAAAACGGAGGGACCAUGUGCUUGCUGACAGCUUGCUCGGCAGGUGGCUGCGCACACAACACCCCGAGAGCUCGCACUAUGGGCUGGUUAGUCCCAGAAUUAUUAAAGAACUUGUCGGCAGUCCCGGAAAGCCCCACGACGAACUGCUAAAAGAGCUCCUCUGUACCCGUUUGGGCUUGCUGCAACAGCAGAGCAGCCGGGGAGCUAGGGUUCAUGUUGAUGUCCGUGCUGACGCGCAGGGGCUCGGGGCUCCUCUCCCAGCAGUAGUCCAUGCUGGACCAGUGGAGACGACCCCAAACCCGCCAAAGGGCUGGGAAUCUUCUGAAGCACCGGCGGAGCCCGGUCAGCUUGCAGAGGGUGGUAGGUGUGGGAAACAGUUGUUAGAAAGCUCAGGCGCCUCCGCGAUUCCAGCAUCCUCUGGAAGCUUGGGGUUGGCUGGGUCUGCUAACGCCCCUGCUGCCACUGGAACUGGUGUUGGGUCUUCGAGCUCUACAUUGCCUCCUGUGCCUGGGCCGCAUGUUCCAUCUGGAGUUUCGAUAGUCCCCGACUCCCCGCUGGUACCGAGUUCCCAUCAGCCUUCAACGGCCAUCAAGCCUCCUCAAUCCCCGCCCAUAGUGGGAAUGCCUGUACCAUGGAGUUCCGUUGGCAGGUGUAGGCACUUGCCUUUUUCGGGUCCCUCCAUGACAUCGCAGUCCGCUGACGUGGCUGCAGGUUUUGGGAACUCAGAGUCGCCACGGAAUGAUGAGCAUUCGUGGCAGUCUGAAUCCACACCACCUCAGGCGUCUAGCCAUCGGAAAACCCAUCACACAGCUCCCGCCCCUGCAGCCACAGAGCGUCCAGAGUCCUCAACUGCUAAUUGGGCACUUAAGGGCGUGCAAAAAGCUCCAACGUGGCCAGCGGCACACGCGCAACCACCGAACGUUCCUCACGCUGGGCUAGGAGAUGCAUCAGAAGCGGACAAUGAGCCAAUAGAUGAUAUUCGGCCAGCUGACCCAGCAAAUCAGGGCCGUCCGGGUAACCAUGCACCCGGGCCUCCUGUCCUGCAGCCCAUGUUUCCAAGCGGGCCGAGCGGCAGUUUUCCGCAGAUGCAAUCUAGCGCUCAGCAGUAUUCUUCCGGCGAAAGCCCGUUUGACGUUUCUCGCGCUUCCGACAUAUGGGGUUUCAACGGCCCAUCAACCGGACAAGCAGCCAUACAAUCUUUGUCUGAAGGUUCUGGUAUGCGUGCGGAUCUCUCAGCAGGGAGCUCAAGCUGGAGUUUACCGGGCGCGCAGUCGGGCUUGCCUUCACGGUGGCACCGGGGUUCCGACAGGCCAUGGUCAGCAUUCAGAGGUGUGGCUGUAGGGGAGCCAGUGGAACGGUUAAGUAAAGAAGACUCAGCACCAGCGGCGCACGUAGCAGCAAAUCUUUUCUCUUGGACUUAUGUAGAUUUGAAUAAAUCCCUAGCUUUAUCCAGGGCACAAGGCAGGCAGACUGAUGGGGAAUAG